Molecule: messenger RNA, 5968 nt
Organism: Episyrphus balteatus (marmalade hoverfly)
Lineage: Eukaryota; Metazoa; Arthropoda; Insecta; Diptera; Syrphidae
Product: spatacsin
Exons: 7
Coding region: 367-5784 (1805 amino acids)
Biological process (GO): chemical synaptic transmission; synaptic vesicle transport; axo-dendritic transport
Cellular component (GO): axon; synapse; cytoplasm
Source: RefSeq, a predicted model, not a curated record
UCAAGUUGUGUCUACUAUUUUUUUUUUGUCUUUUGUUUGCUUUAUCACUUCCAAUCACCAUCAUAAAACGAACCCAUUAUAGAUUAAAUUGUAAGAAAAAACCUUAUCUCCACUCAUUAGCUCUUAAUUAAUGAUCAUCCUUAAUCAAUUAUUACUUCAAUACAACAAAACAAAACAUAAAUGCAGCACUGAUAGAAAAGUGCUCUGCUAGCAAUAGUCAGUCAUUUAUUAACGCGUCUGGAUGACGACGUGAUGAAAUCCAAUUGUAUUAGCUAAUAAAAGAACAUUUUGUUAUCAAUUCCCGAAGGAAAGAAAAGUUGUCUUUGUUUGUUUGAUUUUGGAAUCGAUUUGAUCAACUUUUCCCAAAUGGCUUCGUACACUCGCGAAAAAAUCUACAAAUCAUGGUCACACAUUCCCGAAGUAACCUUAAUCAAAGAAGUCGCUACCAAAGGUGAGCAUAUUCAACUUUGUAUUGAUUAUUUAGCUUCGAAAAAACAAAUCCCACUCCAAGAAUGUAAACAAUAUUUUCACGAUGUUGUCGAUUCUUAUGUGGCAAGAUUACUCGGUGAGAAACUUGUCUGCAAAGCAGAGAAUGUUCUAAAACAUGUCCAACGCAAUGUCAAAUGUGUCUUCCUUGAAUUCGGCUUCGAAUGUACAAAUGAAGAAGUCAAGGAAGCAAUUGUUGAACAUUUAAAGAAAAAGGAUCCUGUAAAUUUUGAAGAAGAUAUGAGAGAACUUUAUUUUUAUCAUUGCAUUGCAAUUCAAAUAAAGAACUGCCCUGACUUGCUAGAGCAAGCUAACAAAGAGAGUCCAAAACGAAUGAGUUUGGAGAAUUUUCUUCAUCUAUCUGAAUCGACUCAAAGAAAACUUAUGGCCAAAUUGUAUAUUGUAACUAGGAACGCGAAUAUCUUGAGUCGAAUUAAAAAACAAGAUUUAUGGGAUUGUUUUGUUGAGGGCCAACAUUUCUUGGAAUUAAUUCAAUGGUGUUUUGCCACUGAAACACAUUCCGAAGAAGAUGACUGCUUUUCCAAGUGGCCUGUUGAAGUUGAAAUGUAUGAAUUCGCACUCAACAAACUAAAAAACCCACCGGACACAUUAAGGAAUCACUUUGCUCGGAAAGGAUUCAUCUUUACUGAUGAAAAAUUUGAUGUUCCUUUGGCUCUGAGAAGAAUUUGCUCCUCGGAAAGCUUUAAAACUAAUAAAGAAAUCAUUGAUAAACUUGCUAUUGGUCAAUUUAUUAUGUCCAAUCCAAGUCUUUAUCCAGUUCUUCUGAGAGAAUUUGUUUCUACUAGAGAAUUGGAAGAGAUAAGAGAAUCAACUGCGAAAGAUAAAGAGUUUCUUGAUAUGAUUCUCUCAUUGAAAUAUCACGAUAUUAAAUCUAGAGCUGGAUUUCAACAAAUUACCUACUCUGUCCGAGCUUAUUUAGAUAGUAAAAACCUUGAAUUUGAUGAUUCAUCUUUGUCGUUGGUUGAAUUCCUUAUGAAUGACGCAAAUAGCGUAUCAUCUCUCAAUGCAUUCCUUCAUUCAAAUCAGAUGACAUAUCUUCAAACUUUGGCCAAACGAUUGGAGACCACCUCGCCAACACUUCCAUCGCCUUAUGAUUUUUUGAAACGUUUUAAAAAUCUUGAUUUCCAAGAGAUUUGUAAUGACUCGGGAGUUGAAGAGGUUGCAUCAUUUUCAAAUCCUCUUCUUUGUGAGAAAUUCUCACGGAAAUAUCAACUUAAUUUUCUUCAUUAUCUGAAACAACAAAGAAGCAGUUAUGCGGCGUAUUUUUUCUUUAUUGAGCACCUGAAAAGCUAUUCCCAGAUCACAAAAGCCCAACUAUUUACUUCCACCGAAACUGUAGCUGAAUUGGCUUUGCAAAGUUCGACAAAUACUGAUUUGGUGGCACAUUGUGUGGCAUUUAGUGAAAUGCUUGGAUUUGACACACAAAAUUUGAGGAGUUUCAUAAAACUGACCCGAAUGUCUGAUGGACAGGAAGAGAAUGGAAAUCAGUUUUUUGGAUUUGGAGAUCUCAUUGUGAAUUGUGAACAACGUUUAGCUCAGGAAUUGGAUGUGUUUCCUUUGAGUGAAUAUCAGGCUUUGAUGAGGAUUGCAGAGUGUAAUCAGUAUAAGAAAUGGCCGGAAGUCAUUAUUGAGAAGUACUGUCGGGCGAAUGACUGGUGGAAAGUUUUAGUCCUUAUUCAGUUUUUUGAUAUUCCUUUGGAGCAGGUGAAGAAAAUUGCAAGACUAUUUCGAUGUAAAGAAAUCGGUGAGCAUAUAAUUCGGGCACUUUCAUUUGAACCCGGAACAGAGAAACCUAAAAGACGACCAAGUGUUUCCAGACAGAAGUCGAGAACGGUUAAAUAUGAAAAUUUACCAUCGACAACAUCAGCUGAAACAAUGACAUCUUCAAUGAGUUCACAAAAUGAUCCCAAUGCUCUUUUCAAGGCAUCCAAUCAGAUUCGUUUUCUUCAUGAAAAUGAUUCUUUAGAUAUUUUUGCUAUAAUCCUCGUGAGUUCGAAUUCAAUUCCUGAGGAGAGAAUAUUCUCGGAUUUGAAUAAAUUUCUCGAGAUUAUCCUAGAUAGUCAUUCCUAUUCGACAUCGGUGAAUUUGAUGAAAAAUUCUGUAAGCUAUAACUUGCCGAUUCUUGCUCUCCUCUCGGCAACUGUGUCGUCACAGAAUCUCGAUUGGAAUUGGUUGAUUUGGUUGACAAUUUCGACUGAUUUUUGGGAUAAAACCAUAUCAAAUAUAAAUACUCUUUCCUAUGGGAUAAAUCGAACUGUUUGGGCCUUGAUUGAGCAUUGCGUCUGUGAUGGUUAUGUCCAGAUGCUUUAUCAAAGCUUUGAUAUCUUCUAUAAGGAGUCUCCAUUUUCUCAUUUCACAACAUUCCUCCAUGAAACAAAUCAACAUAACUUCACCGAUGACGUCGUUAAUGAACUUCGAUUGUUCCUUCUAGCAUGGAGUAAUGAUGACCUGGAACUUCCACUUUGUGAGAAUCCUAAAAAAGAUCAAAUAAUGUUCCAAAUAACACGGCUUUUGAUGCUUCAUUUGAAAGAAAAUUUCAGUUCGAGAUUCUAUCAGGAAAAAUUCCUUACACUUAUUUGCCACUCAGGAAUUAGUGACAUCAGUGGAAUUGUAGACUUUUGUCUUCUCAAAGAAGCCUUUACAGUUAUUCGGGCUAUUCCAUCGAUUGAAAUUAAUUUUUUGAAUCUUCUCGACGAAGAUAAUGUGGAAUAUAAUGAAGUUCUUGGAAUUCUUCUCGAGACUAAUCGAUACGAUGAGGCAAUUAAGUUGUCCUCUUUGUUGAGUCUCCCCAUCAGCAAUAUCGUUUAUGCCAAGUGGAUAUCAGAAGUGGAAUCUCUAGAUUCGGAGAUUCUUGACUUUGAUCGAUAUGAACAGGAAAUUGUCGAUCAUAGUCUUCCGCCUGAGAUUUUGGUGACUUUUUGUCUCUUCUCAGCUGGCCGGAUCAAUCAGUUCUGUCCGAAGAAGUAUAUGUUGUUGAAGCGAGCUCUGGAUGUGAUUAAGAGCAAUCACCUAUUUCCAAAUGAGUCAUUUGAUCGAGAUCAAAUUGAGUAUGAUAUGGUUCUCUGCUACUUAGAAAUCCCCGAAGAAGAUGUUGAUAAAUUGGAUAUCUACUAUUCUGAGUAUUUUGAGGAGAUCAUGUUAAAGGAACGCUGUGUCUUGUAUAAGUCAUUUCUUGAGUUGAAAGAAUUGGCUGGCAUUGAAGAUCUAACAACAAGUCUAAAGACAGAACUCACUGAGAAAAUGAAACUCAGGCUAGCUUUGUUGUUGAAUAAGCUUCUGGAUGAUGGAGAUAUUGUAGAGGCUUUGCGAUUGCAAGCUUUGUUUGAAUAUCGACCGAUUGAUUUGCAUUUUAUUGUUUUCUGCAUGGCUUUGGCCGAGGGUUUGACUACCUUGAGGAAUUUGUCGCAUGAAGAACGUCAGAUGUUGAGUGAGAUCGAAAAGAGUUCGUUUUCGAAAUUUAAUAAGCGAACUUUGGGGAAUCUGAAACCAGGUGGCGCUUCAUCUCCUUAUAAAAUGGGUGAUUUGUCAGAUAGUAGUUCGACUAUGGAAUUAUUGGAAUUUGAGGAAAUUCCUCCGAAAGAGAAACAAGAAACUCUCAAUGCCAUUCAGGGUAUUGCAUCAAAAUUGAAAUUCGGAGUGAAUUUGGGCAAACGGAUUGUGAUGACUUAUCGAGCGGCAAUGUAUUUGGAUAAGGAGUACAUUGAUGUGUUGCGAACGAAGGAUCAAGCAUACUUGUUGAAGAAAGCAACGAAGGAAGAAUGCUUGCAUAAGUUGUUGGUGGUAUCGGAUAUUUUUACAUCAACACAAAUGACACCGAUGGAGAUUGCCGAACACCUUUCCUUUGAAAUCGCUACCGCAGUAAUCCGUCCACGUUUUUACAUCUUCGAAGUUGAUCAACAAUCAAAGAGCAACAAUCAAUUGAAAAACAGUGUUUUAUGGGGUUUUAAUCUUGAAAAAGAAUUCCAUUUAUUUCUCGAACUCUGUCCCAGUACUACACUUCUCGGCAACAGUCUGCUCGAAUAUUGCGAUGCACUGAAAACUUAUCGAAAAUUCCAAGAUGGCAAAGAAUACGAGGAAACUGAUGUUUUUCAAAAACUCUCCGAAAUCAUUCGACUCUAUGGCCUGCCAAAUGCUGCUCCAGGAACAACUCAAGUACUAUCCCACAAGAAACAAAAUCUUAUUUAUGUUGAGUUGCUUAUCAAAGCCCAUCAAUGUUUUGUGCAUGAAUGUUCAAUGGAAGGUAUUGCAAAUGUCUUAAAUAGAGCAAAAGCUCUAAAUACUAUAUUAACAACUGCCAAAUCAUGGUCAUUGAUUGUGAGAAUGCUUAUUGGUUUGGCUAGAUAUCGAGAAAUGUUCUAUUGUUUUGAUUCGUUGAUUAAGAACGACCAAUUUGAAUCGUUGUUGGGACAGUUUGAGGAGUAUAAAGCCGUUAGUUUGCGACAGGCAAUUCUUACUUACCUGAGAGAGUAUUGUCCGGAUAAUAAGGACUAUUUGAAAUUGGCCGGUUUGCAUUUUUCCAUGUACAAAGAAUUGGCCGAGAUGUGGGAGGUUGAGGGACGAGAUGCAAUUGCAAUUGUUUCGAGUUUCUCUCAACCGGGGGAGAUUUCUCCGGAACAACUUAAAAUAUCAUCACAACAUGCAUCACCCAUACCAAAGUUAAAUUGCACCCAGGAUUUGUGUGGACUUUUGAAUCAGGCAUUGGAUUACUUUACCCACGCAACGGAGAGCUACCUGAUGGACAAUAAAUUGCUGCCAGCUCAAAAGAGUGUUGCCAUGGCAGAGUUGGUUGCCAUGCAAAUUGAUUUGGUGAACAAAGGACUGGCGACUGGAAAAUGUGUUUCAGUUUUGGCUGUGCAGUCAAGAGAUGACCUUAAGGAGCUUGUUUACUCGGAACUCAGGGUUCCACAAGCUAUGAUCCUGAGUCGAGCUUAUUCUCUCGAGAUAAACUGGGCUGAAGCUAUUCUAUUCCAAUAUGUGGUUCUAGAACGAAAAGCCUAUCUAACUGAGUUCCAGAAUCAAAUGCAUAUCAGCGAUUCAAUAAUUGAAAAUGUUGUGAAGGGAUUCCAACUGUAUUCCGUGGGUAACCCAACCAACCGACAAAUGGAAGAGAAUUUAUGUGCAUUGGUGGAACAUGUGCAAUCGAUCGCAUUGAAGUACAAAUUGGCUUCAUUAUUGAAUAUGAAGUCGACAGUUAUGUCCCUUUUAAAUGAACAAACUGUUUAUUAUCUCAAAGAUACAAAUUAUGGUCGCAAUGAGGGUAAUAUUGCUGAUGUCUAGUUGUCAGCAGAAAUUAGUUUAUUACAAGAUUUAUUGUUAACAUAUUUAAGCAGGAAUGUAGUUGUUUAGAAUGUAGUAAUAUAGUCCUUUAUGUUAUUUACUCUUAUAAUUUCUUAAGUUUAUGCAAUAUUUUUAUAUAAAAUUAUACAAAUACAAUAUUAAUUGUUAUAUACACUCUUAAAAA